UCUCUAGUCACUGUGAGCAAAAGCAUCGUGUUGAAAUUUGACCUACAUUAAAGAAGAUAGGUGGUGUAUGAACGCAAAUAUAAAAGGCGAUUUAAAACAGAAACCGUUUUUUUAAUUUGCUAUAAUCUGCGAUCCUUAAACAUGAAUUGCCACCAAUUUAACGUUAUUAUGGAGAUAUUCAUUUUCAUAGGUAUUCUGACUGGAGAAGGCACUGCAUUCCUGCUUGGUUCCACGUGCGACUGCCCGCCAUCGUUUACCGGAAGCAAACAAGGGUUUGUGGAGAAAACCUUUUCCAAACUUAGUUCUAAUGUGACUGUGGUGAACCCAGGCAGAGGUUUCUACAGACAUAUUGAGACUCGAACCUCCAGCUUUCAUCCACUUUCGUCUUGGUCAAUGGGCCCACAAAACAACGUCUUAUACCGGCAGUACUACCUUGACACCUUCUUAACAUCCGAUCUUGAUACGACCUUCACGGACAAGGUCAAGGCCGAUCUCAAGCUCAUUCAAGGUCAAGGUUGGACGGUGAUUCUCAGAUUCGCUUAUAGCAACUGCUGUGUUCAACCGCCCUACCAUGACCCAAGCUACUCGCGUAUGCUCUCUCACAUCCGAAAGUUGGAUCAUGAUAACGUGUUCCGGGACUACGAAGGAAUCAUCGUAGCGAUCCAGGCUGGGUUUGUGGGCGUCUGGGGAGAGUGGCACUUCACGACCAGCGAAUUCGGGAUUACCAAAUACUGUUCGAGUGUCGAUCUCGGCCUCACUGACGCCCAGUGGGCGAACCGGAACGGAAUUCUCCAAGCACUCCUCGAUGCGGCACCUCCUUCAAUAGAAAUCUUGGUGCGAAUCCCGGAGUACAAGUUUCAUCUAUAUGACAAAGUUGCGACAACUCUCUCAGACGAGAAAACGCGGGCUGGGAAAUCACGAAUAGGUUUCUAUAACGACGCCUUUCUCUCGGACUUGGACCAAAAUAUGGGCACGUUCAAAUGUACCGGCGACCGGACGUACAUGGCCGACGACAGCCGUUACAACUACGUCACCGGCGAAACUAAUGACGCCAAAACACCCGCAGCAUGGACCUGUGCUAACGCGAUGAAGGAGCUUGCUCAAUUCCACUACUCAAGUCUGAAUACCGACUAUCUGAAAGAGAUAAUAGAUUCAUGGAAAGAGAAUGGCUGCUAUGACGUCAUAUCCGCUCAUCUUGGAUAUAGGCUGUACUUGACUAAAGCUAUUCUACCCUCCUCAGUCACAGCGGGCGGAGAGUUCUGCUACCACAUCGAGAUAAAUAACGAAGGCUACGCCGCGCCGAAUAAGGAAAUGGAGGCCCAUAUAGUGCUGGAGAACUCCGGAAAUGGCGCCCUCUACUCAGUGAUGGUUCCCGGUGUGGAGGUGCGGGCUUGGUUACCUGGCAACACGUAUACUCUUCAGGGAGCCGCGAGCGUGCCGGCGGCCGUUCCCAGUGGGAAUUAUAAGGUACAUUUUGUUCUUCUCAACAAAGUGCUAGGAAGGAACAACAAAUAUUUUGUUCUUAUGGCAAAUGAAAAUGGCGUCCAAAACACGACAACGCGUAUGAACAGCCUCGGUCACACUAUUGACGUCACAUCCGGUCACUGCAACAGCCAAUCAGCGGCCGUGUUCCAUGCAUGGCAACAAACUGGAAAUAGAAGAUGAAACAUUUGAUUUUUUUUUAAUUUAUAAACAAAACAGAAAUUGUUCAGAGUUAGUUUUUCAUAAACGUCAUCAACUAUCGAAGUUGCAAAACGUAGGAAUUUUAGCCGACAAAAAUACAAUAACUAAUGAUGUCAAACAUCAUAGAUCAUAUUUUACCUUUUCCCAAUGAUAUAUAUGUAUAUUUUGUUUUACAAAUUGUAAAUGCAAUAAGUUGUUUUUAUGUAAGAUGGUUCAUGUUUUCAAUGAGCAUGUAUACUUUAAAAAAACGAGGCGAAUGUCGGAAUGUUAAUAUAUCAAAUGCUAUCAGUUUCCAUUUAACCGAGUACGUUACGACUCGUCCGUGUAGUUUUAAGAAGACAUUUUAUAUCUUUAAUUAAUGAAGUAAUUUAUAAGAUUCAAUUUAACAUAUUCUCCUGCAAAUUUCCACACACAGUAAGCAAGAAUAUACGUUUAAACGGUUAAGCUUUUAAAUCAGCUAUUCAAACAAUUUAAAUAUGUAAUUGUAAGUAAAAUACAGAUUAUUCAUAUUAAACAAGCUCUCAAACAAGAAAUGUCUUUAAAGUGACAUUAGACGCAUCUAACACUUGAAUUGAGCUUAAAAGAAUUAACAGGUCAACAGAUUUAGUUAAAAUGUAGUAACUGACCAAUUAUCCGCAACUCAUCCUGCUGCCAGUUGUUUAUAAACAAGAUAUAUUAUAUUCGAUAUUUUACAUGACUGUCCAAGUCCUCUAAGCCGAUCGGAACUGCCGCGUAUUUACGAAAGCGAAACAAUUUGAGUCUUUCUCAUAAAGUCACUUUACUGACACUUCAUUUAUAACAUAUUUCUUUGAAGAAGUGUGGCCGAAGAUGUGGUUGACAGAGACACGAAGGUAAAUAUAUUCAUGAUUUCAGAAUUGUCAUAUGUUUUCGCGGUGAGUUCCAGAUUUUAAACUUACCAAAGUUAGGUCAAGUUUAGCAUUAUUUUUUCUCUUUCAGGGAUAUUGUUUUAGUAUGUUCAUGCUGCAUUAGAACAUAUAAGUGUAUAUGAAGUGAAAACUAAAAAUAAACAACGGUUGCGAUAGACACCUAUAAACAUAGCAUAUACUGUUAGGUGCGUUUAAUGUCACUUUAAAUAAAAGAAGAUAUUCAAAUUAUGCUUGGUGUUGUUUUGGCGUUAACAGCCGGGCAAAUAUGAUUGAUAUGAUAUAAGAAUCUCUCUUUUUGGAGGGUUUUAACUCGCCAGCUCGAAUUCAUUCCCGUUAAACAGAUACACAAUGAUAAUAGGAAAUGCAAGCUCGAUAAAACAAGCUCAAAAUGUAUUUUAUCAAAUUUGCCUAUUCAUUUAAAAAACAUACAAACAUGCCAUUUAUACUUUAUCAUUUUCACAAUAAAGCCUGAAAACUCUUAAAAGGCAGACUGACGCGCAAGGUACAAUAUUAGGGUAAUGUUGUAAGUUCUUUCCAAUCUGUGAAUAGAUGGACUAGUAUUUAGUUUAUUUAUAUGAAGGUUUACUAAUAUAAUCAUUGUUUCUAUAAUCGAAUUUAUAUUUCAGCUUAUAAUAUUUAAUCAGUAAAAUUGUUCAUAAAUAAUUUUAAUUUUAAAUUACGUGACGAUACUUUGUCUUAACGUGUCUUUACGCGGUCAGGCAGAUAUAAACACUCCCGUAGCAACAGUACUAGUAAAUGGCGUCACGAACGUUAUACUAAGAUAACUAAAGGUGAUAAAAACGUCUUUGCAACGAUAUGUCCCGGGUUCGACUACUUCGUCAGCCAAAUGUUUUAAUCAACGUUUUUUUGCUUGUAUAAUGAUUUUAGACUAGUCCAAAGUCGGAGUUGAUAAUAAAGGCAUUAAAUAACAUUUAACAUGUCAAAAUUGUCCUUUUUUAUGUUCUACAAAAAGUAUAUAAAAUUCCGAUGUUUAUGUUAUUCUUUCUUGAUCUGUUUAGGUAACAUAUUAACAUAUUGUUUCUUACGAUAUGAGUUGAUUAUGAACUAUCCGUCAUUUUCGCAUAGUUAAACAUCCGUCAGCACAGCUAAACUUUUCUAAAUGGAGUGUAAGUAUUCUUGAAUUUCAGUGCCUACGUGAGCAAUAUGAACUGAGUUAUACUUACUAUUUCGGGCUAGAUGGAUUUCGUUUACAAAUGAUGUACUUAAUGUUUUUGAUACUUGUAAGCAGUUUAUGAUAUGUGUGCACAGUAACAAUAGUUUUCAUAGUUUUUGCAACAUCUUCAAUUCUCACCUGCAUCAUGGUCAUGGUACAAUAUUCAUUUGCGCAAAGAUCCUUGCAUAUGAAGCUGAAAAUUACAAUGUGUGCGGUGAAACUAAACUAUUAUAUUUUUUUUAGACCAAUGAUACAUCAUAGAAAAGUUCUAUGCUCAAAGUUUGUAUUUUCCUUCUGCCGUUAUGUGUUUGUAUUUUCCUUUUGCCGUUUUUUUUUGUUGAACAUAUAUUUUUAAACUGACUUAAGACCAGUAUUUUGUCUGGUUUUCUGAGAGGAUUAAAAAACACUGGUUUAAUUAUAUUUCUUAAAUUCAAGUAUUGAACCUCAUUAACUACCAUAAAUGCAACUUUACUUUGUACAGUUAUCGCAAGAAAUAUAGGUCAGAAGCCCCCUAAGAUACGCCGAAAAUAAUGUAAACUUUAAAGAAGUGUUAUGAUAAAGAAUAGGGCCCGUAUUCACCAAACAAUUCUUAGACUUAUCACUAAGAAUAAUUAUCUAUAUUCUAUAGAUUGACAUAUUCCAGAAUUUCUUUAAUGUUGAGUCAAACCUUGCAUUCACCUGCCUUAGUCACGUAUUUCUUUAUUUACGACAUUUUAUUUCCGCAAUAAGUAUCAGUAGUAGCCUGAAUACACUCAAAGUAAGAAGUGCUUUGGCUUGGGUCUCAGUCUAUUCUUUAUGUUUAGGUCUAAGACUGAUUUGGCGAAUACGGGCUUCAGUGCGAAAAUAUUAAAUUGCUUAAGGAUGAAUGUUCUAGCAAUCGUUGCUGGGUAACCGGUGCCUCUUUAAUCUGCGUGGGUUGUAAUGCGUCAAUCGCAAUGACGUGUUUUAUCUCCAGACAAUCAUUGUGAACAAUGACAAAACAAUCGUGUCGCAUUAAGACACUUAUAGAAGUUGUGACAUUGCAAAAAAUUCUUCUAGAACGUAAGUCUGGUGAAUUUAAGCAAAUAAAAUGUGCCGUUUGGCCGAAUUAGUUUUAUUAAUUAGCAUCUCGAAGGAUUCCCACGCCUUUUGUGGACAUAACGCAUGGAUAUUCAGCGACUUCAGGUUAUUGUGGGAAUAUUUAUUUACACAUGUUAAGUGUGGUGGGGAUACUCAAUUAUUUAGUGUAUCUUGUGUACUUAAGUGUAUUAAAAAAUGUGCUGUAUUGUGUUAACGUGUGUAUGUUUGCAAUGAUAAAAGUCGAUAUUUAGUUUAUUUUCAGUCCAGUUGUUUAGUUAAUGUGAGAUGUGAUCCUUACCGGAACCGAUUCAUUUCCUGGAGAAGGAGGUCGCAUUAUUAAUGGAAGUAACGAGACUCUUCAACAGAGCGUUGCCAUUAGUGUCGAUCGCCGUUACAUACUGAAGACAUACGGGCGACAGAAGAAUUGUUUUGUGUUUGCAUUUAUGUGUAGAAAGCCAAGUCAAAUACAAACACCGAUACCUAA
This is a messenger RNA of Dreissena polymorpha, 5287 nucleotides long. RefSeq lists its product as uncharacterized. The record is from RefSeq and is a predicted model, not a curated record. The transcript has 12 exons. Bases 142 to 1665 code for a protein of 507 amino acids. NCBI's taxonomy places the organism in Eukaryota, Metazoa, Mollusca, Bivalvia, Myida, Dreissenidae.